GCAACACUGGCCACCAUGUGGACAAGCCAUGACAGCAGAAAUUAAAAGACUUAUUUCGUAAGGCUCCUUGAACUUUUCUGCAAUUACUUGUCAUUUUUAUUAGCUUCUUUCCCAUUGGAUAAUUGUAUAUGAUCUGCAGGAGUCAACUGUUAUUUCACAUGCGCUCAGCAUGGAACGCGCUCCUAUAUUAUCCGUCGUGACUUGUAGUUUUGGACAACUGGACCCCUAAAGUUGACCUGACAGAUCCUGGUGAAUUGCGGAGUUGCAAUGGUAGCUAUGGGAGAGAUCGGGACGUUUUUACAGAGCCUGGAAGGUUUCGGACAGGUCGGAUCACAGUUUUUUUUACCACCUCUAGGAGACAAACUCGGGCUGCUGAACGAUCAUUUAGUGCCAGCGGAGAGACUGUCACGGAGCGCCUCCACAGAUUUAACGCACUUGAAAGGGAUUUUGCGCAGAAGGCAGUUGUACUGCAGGACUGGAUUUCACCUUGAAAUACUCCCAGAUGGCACUGUACAGGGCACGAGAAGGGACCACAGUCGUUUUGGUAUUUUGGAGUUCAUAAGCCUCGCAGUUGGAUUAGUAAGCAUCCGUGGUGUGGACAGUGGUCUCUACCUUGGAAUGAAUGACAAAGGCGAGCUUUAUGGUUCUGAGAAACUCACAGCUGAAUGUGUCUUCCGUGAGCAGUUUGAGGAGAACUGGUACAACACAUAUUCUUCUAAUCUCUAUAAGCAUGGAGAAAGAGGAUCACGAUAUUUUGUGGCUCUCAAUAAGGAUGGCACACCACGUGAUGGGACUAAGUCAAGGAGACAUCAAAAGUUCACACACUUUCUUCCAAGACCGGUGGACCCUGAUAAAGUUCCAGAACUUUACAAAGAGGUGCUUGGACAUAGCUGAGACUGUUGGGUCAUUCCUGCAUGUGGAGGAACGAUAAUAGUUACCCUUGCUACAGCAUCCAGGCUUUAUAGUGACAGUAAGAAGUGGUGGAGAUCUGCUUUGGGGAUGCACAGUUCAGAACUGACGGUGAAGAAUACAGUCUUGAAAGACUCUCCAAAAGCUGUCCUGGUUGCUAAUCACAUGUGUGGUUGUAAUUGACCAGCAGCAUGACAUAUCUCUGAAAACCUGAACAGGGGAGCUGGUGGUUUUUAAAUGGUGCUGCUUCACUCUGGAGAUAUUCAAUAUGGGUUCAAAAGGACUUGAAGGAACAUUGUGAUGCUCAGAGAUGACAGAACUGGGACACCGAGGAACAGAAGAUGCCAUCUCACGAGAUAUUAUUUAUACAGUUCUUGCUACACAUAUUUAUUGUAUGUAUUUAUUUAUUUGAAAAUAUAAAUAUAUAUUUUUACAUCUAAGGUAUUAGACCAAACAGUAGAAGGUGCUUUGGAAUAGUGACGAAGCUGUUCUCUAUAUAUCUUUAUUAUCACUGCUAUGAUAUUAUGGAGGGCAAGCGAAAUUGUGAUUUAACAAUUGCAAAUGUAUGAAGAAUGCCAUAACACUCUGUGAUCUAUACAUCUUUGUUUCAAGCACGUCUUUCCAAAAAUGGCAUG
This is a messenger RNA of Triplophysa rosa, 1544 nucleotides long. It is a transcript of the gene fgf20b, whose product is annotated as fibroblast growth factor 20b. Lineage: Eukaryota; Metazoa; Chordata; Actinopteri; Cypriniformes; Nemacheilidae. The record is from RefSeq and is a predicted model, not a curated record. Gene Ontology annotation, biological process: animal organ morphogenesis; positive regulation of protein phosphorylation; positive regulation of gene expression. Gene Ontology annotation, molecular function: growth factor activity; fibroblast growth factor receptor binding. Gene Ontology annotation, cellular component: cytoplasm. The transcript has 3 exons. Bases 268 to 894 code for a protein of 208 amino acids.